AUGACCCACUACCACGGCACAACCGAAUGCAACUGUGACACCUGGCGGCGCGCCGAGCUCGUCGGCAUCGUGCUCGCCGCCGUGGCUGCCUACGUCGUGCUCCCGCCCUGGCUCCUGGUCGUAGCCGCAGCAGGGUACUGGAUCCAUCUUCUCCGCUCGAGGCGGGCCGCCGGCCCGUCCCCAGGCGAGGUGCUCGCCGCGCUCGCGCCGACCGAGCGCAAGGUGACGGCGUCGGCGUCGUCGCCAACAUCCCCCACCUCGCCCGUCGCCCUCCCGCCCGCCAUCACGCCCCUCACCGAGCCCGUGGGCGAAGACGAGUACCGCAUCACACCGUUCAUCUUCACCUCUGAGCCCGAGGAGCACGCCCACGGGCAUGAGCACGAUGAGGAUGCGGCCGCACCCCCCAGCACUCGCCGAGACACACCUCGCGACAUCAAGGCGGCGCUCCUGGCCCCCGCCAUCAUGAUCACCUCGGAGGAUGACGACGACACCGUCACCACCACCACCAUGAACGCAGCAGCCCUCUCGGACGCCAAGGCCGUAGACGCCAAGAUUGACAAGAUUCUCGGCGGCGAGCGUGGACCAAACAUCUCGCACGGGCGACGCAGGCGCAAGCUCAAGGCGCCUCCCGCAUACUCUGCCACGGCGAACAAGCUCGAGACGGUGCUCGAAGUCGACCACGGCGCCGACAACGACGACGAAUGUGUGUCGGACACGGAGCUCGACUAUGCUCAGCCUCCGCCGUACGCGCCGUCGCCGAUCCUCGGGCCAACCCUGGUGCCACCCACGGCGGGCCACCACCGCAGCCACAGCGCCGGUGAAGCCGACUUUGACGCAGCCGCCAAGGCCGCACUCCGUCUCGACGUCGAGCGCGAGAUUGAGCGUAUUGAGCGCCAGCGCCAGCUGGAGCGCGAACGUGCGCGCGAGCUGGAACGCGAGCAGCGCAACGUCGACCCGCUUGUCGCUGCCGAACUGCUCGCUGAGAUCCAGCGUGCACGAGAGCUACACGCGGCGAGUGUACAGGCGUCGACUUCCACCUCGAGCCCCAAGCUCCGCCCGCGCUCCGACUCGGCGUCGUCGACGGCGACCCGCCGCCUGCCACGCACGCCGCUUGCGCGCCUCUCUCUUCCGGAUGACAGCGACACGUCGUCCGUGUUCAGCUUUGACCUCGACGCGCCAUACGACGGCCAGGUCGACGCAGACAUUGACGAGCUGCUCCUCUCCCCCGCGUCCAUGGUGUCGGGUUUUGAAGGCGAGAGCAGCAGCGCCGCCGCGCGCGCCAUCCUCCGUGCCAAGUCGGCCCGCUCGCGCAUCGCCAGCAUCCGCCGCAAGCGCACCGACUCGGGCGAGACGGCCGACUCGGAGGCCAGCAGCCCCAUGUCCCCGCAGGACCGCAAGGGUAAGGGCAGUGGUGGCCCGGGGACACCGGUGGACCGCAAGGGAAAAGGCAGAGCGAUCCCGUCGCUGCCGCCGAUGAGCUACGCGUUUGGCUCGCCGGUGGUUCUGCCCGCGACGCCGCGUUGGCGCGAGGGCAGAUCGGAGUGA
Messenger RNA from Vanrija pseudolonga, 1545 nucleotides. RefSeq lists its product as uncharacterized. Bases 1 to 1545 code for a protein of 514 amino acids. Lineage: Eukaryota; Fungi; Basidiomycota; Tremellomycetes; Trichosporonales; Trichosporonaceae. The transcript has a single exon. The record is from RefSeq and is a predicted model, not a curated record.